This is a messenger RNA of Mycena citricolor, 3211 nucleotides long. The record is from the annotation of a GenBank genome assembly. NCBI's taxonomy places the organism in Eukaryota, Fungi, Basidiomycota, Agaricomycetes, Agaricales, Mycenaceae.
CGAUCACCGACAGUACAUGUCCUCCUCGUCCUCUCCGUCUCCGCAAUCUUCCUCUGUUGGCUCUCCCGGGCCUGGCGUAUUACACGAGCCGCUCGUUGCUCCGGUGAAGAAACGAAGGAUACAACGCGCUUGCGAUGCAUGUCGGGUCAAACGAACUGCAUGCAAUGGGCUGCGAACCGAUAACCGCCAAUGCUCUAGCUGCGUCGAGGAGGGUAUUCUCUGUGUGUACUCCGGCGCGUCGACAUCAACCCCGGCGCGUCGCGUGAAAUGCACGAGCCGUGAGCAGCUUGGCCUUACUUCCAUUCGUAGCUACACCGAAAUCCUGGAGGCGAGGUUAGCCGCGGCUGAGAAGCAGAUACGUAGGGCACGUGUUUUCCGAUACAGCUCCUCCGAUUCUUCCCCCUCAACCCCUCUCUUGCAGCUCACAAAGGAGAAACACCGCACCCCAAGUCAAUCAGUCGACGAGCACGGCCCCUCGCCGGGACCCGGAGUUGAGACUGCCACGCUGAGCAUCCGCGCUGUGGACAGCCCGUCGACAGAGGACACAUCGGAUUAUGCCGAGAUGGUGCGGCAGAUGACGGAACUGCGCGUGAGCGAGCCCCAUUUGAGUCGCUUCUUGGGCAAGUCAAGCCCGGGUGCGCUGAUCAAAGAUACUGUGCGGCUGAAAGAGGGGGUACCGCUGGGGCCGAGAGCGUGGCCGGAUGCGAGUCGAAAGCGGGCACAGUUCUGGACCCUCGAGUCGUGGACGACCGCUUCGCGACCCAAGCCGACAUACGUCUUCCCACCUCAAGAUCUCCUCUACUCACUGAUCACGCUUUAUUUCGAGCAUGCGAACCUAUUCCUCCCGCUCCUCCACCGACCCUCAUUCGAGCGCGAUGUCUCUCGCGGAUCACAUUUGCUGGACGAUCAGCUCGGUGCGAUUGUUUUACUCGUCUGCGCGAUCGGGUCCCGAUUCUCACACGACCCGCGGGUCCAUAACGAAUCGACGCCGCUGAACAGCGGACGAAUGUUCAGCGACCAGGUGGAUUUAGAUUUGGACGUGAUGACUAGGAAGGAGACGAUGAAUCUGCUUGACUUGCAACGAUUUUGUCUUGCAAUCGAAUACAACGAGUGCGCAUCGAGACAAAUGAACUGGGCACUCGUUGGCAUAGGCAUUCGUGCUGCAGUGGAGCUCGGGCUGCACCGCCGCCAGGACGAGCGGCGGCAUACGGUCGCAUCAGAACUCUAUCGCAGGGCGUUCUGGGUGCUGGUUUAUUACGACCGCCUGCUUAGCUGCACGCUGGGACGGCCGUCAGCGUUGCAGGGCGAGGACUUUGAUGUACAGCUCCCGACAGAAUGUGACGACGAAUACUGGGAGCAGGAUGGUGUACCACUGUUUCAGCAACCGCCCGGAAAGCCGUCGGCCGUCUCGUAUUUCACAUCAACGAUCAAGUUGACCAGCGUCCUCGCAUUCAGUCUUAAGCUCCUCUACGCUCUGGACAAAACAAAGGCCAUCUACUCUGUCCGUGAUCCGGCGUGGGAGGAACAUCUCGUCGUCGAGUUGGACUCCGCCCUAAACAAGUGGUUCAGCUUACUCCCAGAUCACUUGCGAUGGAAUCCACACGGCGCAUCCGAGGCGUUCUUCAGGCAAUCCGUUGCCCUCCAUUGUCACUAUCACUUUGUCCAGAUGAUAACACACCGUCCAUUUCUGCCGAUUUUGCGGAUGGAUCCACCCACGAACCUGCCUUCACUUGCAAUCUGCACGAACGCAGCCCGCGCCUGCGUCCGUGUCGCUGAUGCGUGGCUGAACCGAUGUCCAGAAUCGCCGAUAGUUUACAUCAUCAAUCCUCUCUGCAUGGCUGCCAUCAUGCUCAUCAUCACGACUAUUUCGAAUCGAAGCACCGUCGCAGACGCAUCCCGGGCCGGCGUUGAUAUUCCGGAAGUCGACAGGGUUUCGCGCAUAAUCGCGACUAUGGAGACGCGCUGGCAGCUUGCAGGACUGCUCCGUGACACUUUGGCCGAGCUUAUCAGCGCCAGGAAUGACCUACCCGCAGACCACGCGUCGUGUGCGCUUUCUGAAUCGCUCUCGUCUUGGGACGGGAUGUUUCAACAUCAACACUGGAGCGCUUCAACGGUCCUCUCGCCGUCGCCGAGUCAUUCUUAUCCUUGCUUGAACGGUACUGCCACGCCGCCAAUCAGCGGGAUGGGCGUCGGCUUGUCGCAUCGAUCCGCAGGAGAAGAAAUCUGGCCCAAUCAGAGGGAUCAUGAGUCUUCUCAUCCCCAGAAUGCCGGAUGGAGUGAUUUGGAAGCAUAUAUAGCGUAUAUGAAUGGUGUAACCCUCGUUCAUUGCCUUGCCAACGGGAUCCCGUACCGAUUCUUAACCCCAUUCCCUGUUGCGCGAUCUCUUUCGUUCCUUUCGCUCUCUCUCCCUUCCUUCCUUGCUCCGGUAGCAACUUCUCUUCUUUCUCUCUCUCUGUUCACACUCGGCCUGGCUUCGGUAGCUGUGGCCACCGUACUGCUCGCUAUAGUCGCGCUCGACGUCCCGUACUUCAAAUCCGUCUACUUCCUCCGCAUCGACCUCGGGAACGGGACCGUCACCGCCAGCGCUGCAGCCAACCAGACAAAUGCUUUCGUCGAUCUGGGCGUAUUGGGAUUUUGCACGGACUUGAGGGACGGAAGUGGCUUGCAGUGCUCUUCACCGCAGAUCGGAUAUUCCCUCUCGUCUGCGUCCAAGUUCAUCAACGGGACUCUUCCUCCGGCGCUUACGUCGCGCGUCAACGCUGUCGCAUCGUCUCUGACCAAGGUUCUCGUCUUGCACGUCGCCGCUUUCGGCAUCGCGCUCGUCUCCUUCGCAUUCGCCCUCCUCUCCUUCUUCGGCGCGCCCAUCGCCGACUGCUGCUCGUCGUGUUUCUGCGGCUUUGCAAGCGCCGCGGCCUUUGCUGUGUUUGUGUUCGACAUCGCGUUCUUUGAGCUCGUCAAGAAGCGCGUCCAGGCUGAGGCUAAUGCGGGUGCGGCAGUACUGGGAAACGCGCUCUAUCUCACGCUGUUUGCGUGGUUGUUGUUGAUGAUAACGCCGAUUCUGUUCUUGAUUGGACGGUGCUGUGGAUGCUGUAUGCCCGACAUUAGUGACAAGCGGCACAAGUACUAGAGUAAUUAGGGUUUUACAAAGGAGUAUAUUACGAGUGGGGAAAUGUUCCGAUACCUAUUUAAAAAUCUUCCAAUUUAUCCUUCA